AUGGACACCCUUCGACAAGAGAAUGCCAAUGGCGGCUUGGACCGACUCUGCGACUCGCAAUUCUGCCAGUUCCUUGCCGCUUUGCAGUUCGACCCAGCACUCAAUGCAUUCGACGUAAUUGGACAGGCCUUGAGCCGGCGCUUCCCCCAUGUUAUGACCUUCUAUGAACUCGAGAUAGGGACCUUCCAAACUAUUGCCGCCAGAGAUCACUGCCCUUCUUGCAGAUUCGCCCUCACCAUCCUAGAAAGCUGCACCGGUGACAGAGGACCCCCAGAUACGACGUAUUUCGCUUCUUUUCCUAAAACACACUUACGUUUCAGCCUUGCCCACCACAAACCAAAUGGCCGAGCUCACUAUCUCAUGACCAAAUUCGGAGAACAGAUUACAUUCCUUGCAAACGACAGCGUCCGAGUUCCCGAGGCGGGAAGGCUCGUGGAUCCCAAAGGGGUAGAUUACCAACGUAUGAUAUCCUGGCUAGCGCUCUGCGAGCAAUUACACGAUGUCUGUCCGGCCACGGCGACGGGGAAGAGCCCACAUCGCCUAAAUCUUCUCCCUCACCUCCGCGUUGUCGAUGUUCAGGAAAUGUGUCUGACCGAUAUUCCAUGGACUGAAAAGUAUGUGGCCUUGAGCUAUGUGUGGGGAGGAGCAACUCCUCCUCGGCUUCUCAAACACGCGUUGGACGUGUGGAAAACGCCCAAUUCGAUCCGAUGCCGAGCCGACACCUUUCCCCGAACCAUUCGCGACUCUAUGGAAGUGGUCACGAAACUCAACUUACGUUACUUCUGGUUUGAUUCGCUGUGUCUCCUACAAGAUGACCUCGAAGACCUUCGGAAAAGCAUCAGCAACAUGGACAUGAUAUAUGAGAGGGCAUACGUGACUAUUGUCGCUGCUAACAGUCCUGGUGCUGAUGGUGGUCUUCCAGGAGUGGGGACAUCUCGCACCCCGAACCAGAUGAUACAACACAUAAAGCCUGGCAUCAGUCUCAUAAAUAUUGCCCCGCUGGAUGCCCAUCUGAAAACAUCGGUAUGGUCGACGCGCGGUUGGACACUUCAGGAACAACAUCUCUCACGCCGAACGAUGAAUUUUGUCAAUGGCCAAGUAUACUUCCGCUGUCGGCAGCGAAUAUGGUCUGAGGACUUGUGUAGAGACCUGGCGCCUCAGUCGCAAAAUCCUAUCGAAUGGGCAACCAAUUACAUCGCUCUGGCCCGAGAAGGCAUGGACGAGAUGGAAUAUCUCUUACAACCCUAUGAUUUCCUCUUCAGCGCUCUGGAGGAAUUCCAAAAACGCAACAUCACCAUGGACAGCGACGCGCUGAAUGCCAUGGCUGGCUUCCUCCAGCGAGUGGCCGAAGCUGGAAAGACCGAAAUGAUCGAAGGUCUACCCGUCAAGCUCCUCCCUGUAGCUAUGAUCUUUCGGAACCGCGCCGACAAUCCAGACUUUUCUCCGGACGUGCGGCGUAGGUCGGAUUUUCCGAGCUGGUCUUGGGCGGGAUGGCGGGCCCCGUCUUUUUGGGACUUUUGGAAAGAAAUCGACGUUACAGAAGGUGAAGACGAGAUCCUCGCCUGGCUUACGGGAGCGAAUUGGAUCAUAUGGUCUGUGUCCAAAGAAGGCGGGGCGCCUGAAGUUUUUCAUGAUCCGUCAACCAUCAGAAACCAAUUUUUCGCGGACGAAGGAGACAGAGCGAAGGCAGAUGACAUGCACAGCCCCGCGACAGCACACGUAGAGAGAUCUAUACCUCCUCCAUUCGAUCAAAUGCCGUGGGCUAUACGAGAACAGGCCUCGAAAAUCCCGCCAGACAUGCCCUAUCCCCUCUUAAUCUUCCAGACUGUCGUCAUCCGCAUGGCCCUUGCUGCCCCAGGGCCAGGCUCAGAUUCCUACUGCCUCUUCUCCAUCCUCGACAACACUGGCUCGAGCUGCGGUGAAGUCAUACCUGACUUCCUCCCCGUGUCUGCCAACACAGACACCAAUGACAGAGCCACCGGUGCUGAAGGAGACGCAGGUGCAGACGCAGAGGCACACACAGAAGCAACACGAUUGCCGCCCGAGCAUCCGCUCUUUGAGUUCCUUCUCCUCUCUGAACGACACCACAAGCCGAACCUGACGGCCGCGGCGCCCGGGGACGACGACUACGACGAUGCCGUUGCGAAUUUCGUCGACAAUAACACGUACUGGGUCAUGAUGGUCGAAUACCUGCCUGAGAAGGCCGUCUAUGAACGCCGAGGCGUCGGCCACGUCCUGAAGACCUCGGUGCUGGAGGGGAAGACCCUCAGUCCAGGGCCCGAGUGGCGGGAGAUCGUGCUGGCCUGA
Messenger RNA from Cladophialophora psammophila CBS 110553, 2307 nucleotides. RefSeq lists its product as uncharacterized. NCBI's taxonomy places the organism in Eukaryota, Fungi, Ascomycota, Eurotiomycetes, Chaetothyriales, Herpotrichiellaceae. The coding region runs from base 1 to 2307 and encodes 768 amino acids. The record is from RefSeq and is a predicted model, not a curated record. The transcript is spliced from 2 exons.